AUGGGCUGUUUUUUUAGCUCUACUAAGAAAACACCUUCAAAUCCUAUUACUAAUUCAUCACCUCAAUCUUACACCAAACAAAGCAGAACUACUCAAAGAUCUCCACCACUUACAUUACCAUUUCUUGAAGAAGAAAAAGUGAAAGAAGUCCUCUCUGAAACUCCCGCCAUACCAAAAAAUAAUCAUCAAAAUAUUUUGGAACAAAAAAACCAAAAUGAUAGUGUUUUAAAAAUAGCCAAGAUUUUCAACCCUAAGGAAGAACUUUCCCAGGAGCAGUACAGAAACUUCAGCAGAAGUAACCGGGUCGGAUCAGACCCGAAAGAUAAUACUAGUAAAGAGCUCAGCAGGCAUAUCCGGUUCGGGUCACAUCCGAAGGACACAAUCAAGGAGAUCAGCAGGCAUAUCCGGGUCGGGUCGGAUCCGAAAGGGAUGACCGGAGAUGUUGGAACUGAGCUCCGGCAGAGAUCACCUGCAAAGUAUCGGAACGACGCUUCUCCGGCUAGAAUAAGGCCGGAGUACUUAUCCGGGUCGGUUCAGACCCGGAACACUUCUCCCGCUAAAAUAAGGCCGGAGCACUUAUACGCUUCUCCAGCUAGAAUAAGGUCGGAUCACUUAUCCAGGUCGGGUCCGAUCCGGAACACAUCUCCGGGUCGGAUCGGGUCUGGAAAGAAUACAGGCGGAUUAUCAAGAAAAGAUAAUGGGGAGAGUUCAUUUAGGAGAACAAGGUCACCGGUGAUAUGUGCAGAUCAAAAUGGAGGAACAAGAAACAGUAUAAGUAGAUGCCCGUCGGCCAGGAAAUCCGGUAAGUCGCCGGGAAGGGUGAGAUCGGAAUUGGGUGACCGGCGCCGGAAGCCGCCGGUGGAAGCUGGCAAUUAUAGUCACAGGGAAAAUAGAGAAAACAAGCUGACAAAUGGAAAUAAUGAAUCUCUUGAAAAUCCACUUGUGUCUAUGGAAUGUUUUAUUUUUCUUUAA
Messenger RNA from Nicotiana tabacum (common tobacco), 972 nucleotides. NCBI's taxonomy places the organism in Eukaryota, Viridiplantae, Streptophyta, Magnoliopsida, Solanales, Solanaceae. The record is from RefSeq and is a predicted model, not a curated record.